AUGGCUCCUAAGGACGACGACUUUGUCCUCACGCUGUCCGACGAGGACAUUCCUCUCGAUGAGGAUGAGGAUAACGUCGAUGAAUUUGGAAAGUCGCCAGCUGUGGAUAACAAGAAGCGCAAGCGUGAGGUUGAAUCUACCAAGGACAAGAACAAGAAGCAAAAAAAACAAGCGAAAAAUGUGAAGGGCAAAAAAGGCAAAGCUGAACCCGUCAUUGAAGAGGAGGAGGAUGAGGAGGAGGAAGAGGAAGAAGAUGAUAUUGCUGAGACUGCUGAAGACGACGGUGUCUUGGAUCCAGAGUUCGAAUUUGACGUUGGCGGCUUGGCCAACAGCGGCGUAACUGAAGGGUUCGAUGGAUGGGGUGCUGGUGAUGACAGAAACAAUGGUCCCGGAGGUGAUAAGAAGGCUGUCGAUAUUGAUGAUAUUAUCUCUCGGAGGCAGGUCAAAAAGGACGCGGCUGCUGCGAAGAAGCAGAAAAAAGCUGCAGUGGUGGAAGAAAUUGUUUCCGAAGAUGAUGAGCAAGAUGGCAUGUCUGUGGACUUCGAGGAUGAUGAAUUGAUGGCUGAUGAUGCAUUCGGCAUGGGUGCCGACGGCCAGGAAGAAAGUGAGGCGGAGGGUCCCUCUGGCCCAGAAGAUGAGGAAGAUUCCGACAACGCCGAGGACAAUAGGAAUGAAGAUUCCGACGACGACGACGACGCAUCCGAUAAUGACUCUGUUGCCACACCAGUCCGUCACCCAGAUGACGUUGGAUCAGACCGCGAAGAAUCCGACGUUGAGAGCGAAGUGGACGACGAAGAAGCCGAGAAGCGUAAAGCUUUCUUUGCUCCUGAGGAACAGACCGACGACAAGGUUUCCGACGCUAAGAGCACAUUCCAAGACUUCAACCUUUCCCGGCCCAUCCUCCGAGGACUGGCUUCUGUUGGUUUCACCGAUCCCACACCUAUUCAACGCAAGGCCAUUCCCGUUGCUCUUCUUGGAAAGGAUAUUGUCGGUAGUGCCGUAACAGGUUCAGGAAAGACCGGUGCUUUCAUCGUUCCUAUCCUGGAACGUCUGCUAUUCAGACCCCGUAAGGUCCCUACCAGCCGUGUCGCUAUUUUAAUGCCUACUCGUGAAUUGGCGGUCCAGUGUUACAAUGUUGCCGUGAAGCUGGCUACUUUCACUGACGUUACAUUCUGUCAGCUCGUUGGUGGUUUCAGUCUCCGUGAGCAAGAAAACAUUCUUAAGAAGCGACCCGAUGUCAUUAUUGCCACACCCGGUCGUUUCAUCGAUCAUAUGCGCAAUUCGCCCAGCUUUACAGUGGAUACUCUAGAGAUUCUAGUGCUUGAUGAAGCCGAUCGUAUGCUAGAAGAUGGAUUCGCUGACGAGCUGAAUGAGAUCUUGACCACCAUCCCCAAGUCCCGUCAAACUAUGCUUUUCUCAGCUACUAUGACAGACACAGUUGACAAGCUGAUUCGUGUUGGUCUUCAGAGACCCAUGCGUUUGCAAGUAGAUGCCAAGAAGCAGACCGCUGUAACUCUGACUCAAGAGUUUGUCCGUCUACGACCGGGCCGUGAAGAUAAGCGCCUUGGAUAUCUCUUGCAUCUGUGCAAGGAAAUCCAUACCGGGAGAGUCAUUAUCUUCUUCCGACAAAAGAAGGAGGCCCAUCGUGUCCGCGUUGUCUUCGGUCUACUUGGGUUGAAGGCUGCAGAGUUACACGGUAGCUUGAGCCAGGAACAGCGUAUCAAAAGUGUGGAGGACUUCCGCGAUGGAAAGGUUGCUUUCCUUCUCGCCACUGAUCUGGCGUCACGUGGUCUGGAUAUCAAGGGUGUCGAGACCGUCAUCAACUACGAAGCCCCGCAAAGCCACGAGAUCUACCUGCAUCGUGUUGGUCGUACUGCUCGUGCUGGCCGCUCUGGUCGUUCCUGCACAAUAGCAGCUGAGCCAGACCGCAAGGUUGUCAAGGCUGCCGUCAAGGCCGGCAAAGCUCACGGAGCCAAGAUUGUCAGUCGUGUGGUUGACACCGCCAUCGCCGACGAAUGGGCCCAAAAGGCUGAGGACCUUUCCGACGAAGUUGAGGAGGUUCUAGAAGAAGAGAAGACGGAAAAGCAGAUGUCUCAAGCCGAGAUGCAGCUCAAUAAGAGUGACAAUCUCAUGAAACACGGAGGAGAGAUCAUGUCUCGACCAAAACGUACAUGGUUUGAGACUGAACAGCAGAAACAGGUAUCACGCAAACUUGGCGCUGUGGAGUUGAACGGAACCGAUGUUGCCAAGUCAAAGGAUGGCAAGAUCAAGCUCAGCAACAAGGACAAGAAGCGACUGGACGAUGCAAAGAUGCGACACGAAGGCAACGGCGGAUGGAAGAAGGGCAAGGCGGAGCGUGAUGCUCCUCAGACCAACCAAAAAAGAAAUAUAUCACGUGAAGUCGCCAUGGUGGUCGAGGGAAGUCCUUCCGACCCUAACAGUGCCGAUGUGCCUGUAAAGACGAGUUUACCGCGUAAGAGCGCCUUCUCGUGUGAGGCAUGCCGCAAGCGCAAGGUCAGGUGUAACGGAGCUAGCCCGUCAUGUUCGCGAUGCGCUGCACGAGGGGAGACAUGCGUGUAUAGUUUAGCCCCAACCUUAUCUUAUACAAAGCAGCUGGAAUCGAGAGUUUCUCAGUUGGAAGAUGCAAUCUCUGCGCUUCGAAGUCAGCAAGCUGAGGCCGAGACUAAGAAGGUGAGUUCGCCGUCUUCGGUCGCCGAGUCCAGCUCUAGCGCUGGCCGCAGAGUCAAAAUCGAGCCGGAUGAUUCUCACGACCUUGCGAGGGAGUUUGACGGCCUAAAUGUUGAAAAUGACGGUCGCAUUUCAUUCCACGGACCAACCAGUCUGUUUCAACUACCCAGAGUGGUUGCAAAUGAGGCUACAUCGGCAGCGCAUUUUGCGCAGGAGCUAGAGGCUCGAAAAGAGCGGCUGAUCAACAGUGCAUGGCGAGAACGGGCCUUUGAGCAGAUGGCUACAAUACCUGAACCUUUUCAAUAUCUCUUGGACUCUCAUUGGUGCUGGAUUCAGCCACUGUUCAACUUUGUCUAUCGCCCGGCCUUCACGCGUGAUAUGAAAGUCAAUGGUCCAUACUAUUCAAAUGGCUUGAUGAAUGCUGUCCUUUCUCAUUCGGUUCGGUGGUGUAAAUCAAAGCCACACAUUGGCCCCCUUCUAGACGCUUACGAUGGCGGCGCACAAUUCUACAAACUUUCGCUAUCUGGUCUCGUCGACUGUCUCCAGGCUGGCUAUGCAGAUAUUCCAACCGUUCAGACAUUAUUACUUCUAAGUGCGCAAGAAUGUGGUCGUGGCAAUCGAACACAGGCCUGGCUACACAGUGGCAUGGCCUUCCGCUUGCUGGAUGACCUAGGUAUUUCAAUUGACAGUCGCAAAUACCCCGGCGCGGCACAGCUAAGCGAUGAGGAUAUUGAGAUUCGCAAUCGUCUCUUUUGGAGUUGUUACUUCUGGGAUAAAAUGGUUUCACUUUAUUUUGGCCGGGCCCCAUCAAUGCAACAUUCUCGUGUCAGCCCGCCGCGCAUGAUAUUGGAUGACACUGCUGAGACAGAGCUUUGGACUCCUCAUGGUGUGACUUUCCCUGAUGGAGCGCAAUACCCACCCACACAGGCUCGUUCGACCUCGUGCUUCAUGAAAAUGUGCGGGCUGGCAGAGAUCCUAAACCAGAUUUUGAUUCAUAUCUAUGACCCAAUGCGCCAAAGUACCGAAGAAGAAUUCUUUGAAUGUGUUCAAGAGGAAUCUCAGAACCUUAGCGAAUGGUGGAAUGGAGUGCCAAAUUAUCUGAGGCUCGUGGCAGACGACCUACCACCAUAUUGCCCACCUAGUCAUAUUGUGACUCUGAACUCUCUAUAUCAUACUAUCAACAUUCUGCUCCAUCGCCCAAUUCUCUGCUCUCGAGAACUUCUGAAGACGCUGCAGGAGCCAUACGAUAAAAGCCAUUUAGUCCAGUGUAUGGCAUCAGCGACUACAAUUUUAGCCUUGUACGAUCUGUACCGCCGAACCUUUGGAGACAACCAUGUCGUCCUAUCCCUAGCCUAUGGUAUUUACACAGCAGCAUCGAUCUUCCUCCUAGAGAUCCAGGCCCUGAAGUACGCUGCCCCAGGUACACUGGAUAAGCUCAAGUUCUGCAUAUUCGCCAUGGAGCAGAUCAAGACCUCAAGCCCCGUUAUCACAACCGCGCUGAACCUAGUCUACCAAGAAAUCCAAAAACUCCAAAUUGACAUCCACGGCAACACACUCAAAAAUGAAGGCCAAUCCCAUUUACCUAACACACAAAUAAAAUUCCACCCCCAACCUCCCUCUAAUACCCAUAGCCAAUCACCCUCCCUCAGCAACAACCCUUCUCGUCAAGUCUCCCCAGCUCAGCAGCACCAGCGUCACGAAAGCCGCAGUGCACUGAGCACACAGCCCGGCACGCCCUCUUCAAAUAACGCACCCGCAUUGCUACCGGACUAUAACCCCUUCCAACAACAUCCGGUCGCAAACUUCGACCUCUCAUAUGUGGGUGAUAUACCCCAGAUGCCAACAACACAUCUCCUAGGCGGCAUGCCCAAUGCGGUGAUGAGAGUCGAUGACCCUGAUUCUUACGAUAUCACGCCUGAAGUGUUCGAGGCCUUUUCCUACGCGCAGCCAAUCACUACUAAUAUGGCUACUUCCUUUGAACAAAAUUGGAGUGGACAAGGUCCAUAG
Messenger RNA from Penicillium taxi, 4695 nucleotides. Its product is annotated as putative C6 transcription factor. The record is from RefSeq and is a predicted model, not a curated record. Gene Ontology annotation, molecular function: DNA binding; ATP binding; RNA helicase activity. Gene Ontology annotation, biological process: regulation of DNA-templated transcription; DNA-templated transcription. The coding region runs from base 1 to 4695 and encodes 1564 amino acids. The transcript has 9 exons. NCBI's taxonomy places the organism in Eukaryota, Fungi, Ascomycota, Eurotiomycetes, Eurotiales, Aspergillaceae.